GUGUUCGAACACUUUCAUGAACGUAUAUUACACUUUAAAACGCUUAGUUCCAUUUAUCACGAUGACGUAGGAAUUUCAACAAUCAACCGGUACAUUCCGCUGUGCGUGCAGUUCGCGCUACUCCCAAUUUCUUUUUACACAAUUCGUAGCGAUUUCGAAAGCGUUCAAACGUGCUACUUGUCAAUCGAUGCCAUUUAUUAUUUUCCAAACAAUCGUUCUUCAGUACGAAUAAAAACCUUCCCGCGAAACGUUCCAAACGAACCAAAACAGUUUUUCAAGUACGAAAUGGAAAGUUUCCUGAAUUGAUUCGAGUGGCAACUAAAUCGAUCGACAAAAUGAAAUAUUUCAAGCAGAGCUUCUUCUUCUUCUUCUUCUUAUUCGUUCUGUAUGAUCUCGUGAUCGGUUCUCUAACCGAGGAGAUAACGUUGAACGUCAACUUGAAAGAACCCAUCGCUGUAACCGAUGAGAAGUUCCUCAGUCUUACCAUUGAUCCAGUAACCCUAUUAGCCGGGAAUGCGCUAAGCACGGAUUUCGAGAGAAGCAUAAACAUGGCUAAAGCCUUAGGUCCUGCAUAUUUACGAUUCGCCGGACCAUAUUCUCUUCCCUACUUUGGCGAUAAGAAUUCUCAGGACAAAGAGGAUAACAGAAAAACAAUACUAUCUGAGUCAGACUGGGUUGCAGCCCAUCAGUGGGCAGGAAAGGCAGGAUUGGAUGUGAUCGACUGCAUUUCGCCAGACAUUCGACAAAAGGAAUCGAAGGAAUCCGAAGAUCCGGAAGAAAUAAUUUCUUUUAGCGACCAUAUGCAUUUUAACGCCAGCUGGCAACUAGGAUAUGAAUGCCAAAUUAGAUGCGAUCUAUCAGCCGAUGAUUUAGGAAGGCAGACGAUGACUUUGCGAAAAGUACUCAACGAAUUUCCUAGAUAUUCGAACAGUAUCGUUACUGGCCCCGAUGUCGUGGCUUAUAACACCGAUAAACAACGAAAAUAUCUUCGAGAUUACUUCAGCGUCGCCGCGCCUGCACUUUCGGCGAUCACCUGGCAUCCCGUGUUUGCCAGCAUCACUUUGGGGAAUGGAGGAGCUUUCAUACAUCAGGAUAAUUUAGAGCAGGAUAAAGAAGAGAUGUUCAGAGUUAUAGGUCGUUUCAUACAGAAUAAACCAUUAUGGAUUGCCGAGUCCAAUCCAGAAGAAUGCAAAAAUUUAUUCAUCGGAGCGCUCGUUCUGACAAGAAGACUAGGAAACGCGGCAAAGAUAAAUGUAAAGGUGUUCAUGAGGCAACCGAUAAACCUGACACGACCGACGCCAAAUUACUGGGUGUCAUUGCUUCACAAGACUCUCGUUGGACGAGAAGUAUUCGAUGCAAAGAUUCAAACCAGCAACGAGAAUCACGUCUACCUGUAUUGCCAAUGCGCGAAAGCCUCGAAUAAAUACGAGAAAGGAUCUAUCGUGAUCUUUGGCGUGAAUUUAAGUCCUGAAGAUGUCACGAUUAAUUUCCAAGCAGCCAAAAUUACCACUGUUCACGAAUACGUUCUUUCGCCGGGUUUCGAUGCUGCUAACAGAAUGUUUGCCGAAACUAUUUUCUUAAACAAUAAAUUGCUGACUUUAACCAACGACACCGUUCCUGAGAUAUAUCCAAAUGUAUUGAACGAUACAAAAGGUGUGGAUCUUCGCCUGCAGUCGGGCGAUAUUGGUUUUUGGGUUGUUCCUAAUCUACAGGUAAAAUCUUGCAUGGAGAGCGACGUAACACAAAAGAAGGAAACUCUUGUAGAAAGAGAAAUUCUAGAAAACCUGGGAAAGGCGAAGGAUGUAAGAAUACGCGUGACCAAAUCUGUGAAAGAUCAAGCAACCAUAAAAAACGAAAAACAGAGACAGAGAAGUAACAUCGCAAUAUAUAAAUCGAAUAUAAAAAGGGAACUCAAAAGACUGAGGAGAUUCGUGAAAAAGAAAUUGGACGAUUACGAGAGUAGAUCGCUACUGAAUGUCAGAGGAUUAUCUAACGAGGAAACUAGCGAAAUCUCGAAGCAACCUGAAGAAAGCGUACAAGAUGGAUUACAAGAAUUCAAGGAACGUCUUUUGCGUUUCAAAAACCUACUGGAUUCGAGCGAUACGAAGAUUGGACUGAAAAAACCGAUAAGCGAUCUCAUCACAGACGCGAUUUCUCUAAUGUUGAAGGUACAGGAUACUCUAAGAAGCAUGAAGAGUAAAACCGGAAGUAACGAAAACCGAGUAAAAUCAUCUCGCAGCGUAAAAGAAUCUCUAAAUACAUUGUACGAUCGUUUGACUCGCACUAACUUGGACGAGUCGAUCGAUCCUCGAGAGAACAAGAUGGAUCAAGGAUCUAAAAGGACUAAGAGGGAUCUACUCGUCGAGAUUGGGGAAUCUGUGGACAGUCUUUUGCGAAAAGGACCCAGAGACGACGACGUCGAAGAACGUAAAUGUGAUUCAAAGAUUGGAUGGUUGAAGAAUAUUAAAAAAAAAACGCGACCGAGUCUCGUUCAAUUUGAAAGCGACGACAGUGGAGAAAGCACUUUACGCAAGAUUUUUAAUCCGGUGGAAGAUUUUUCAAACGACGAUGUAUUUUUUGAAGAUUCCUCUCUAAACAGAGACUAUGAUUACGUCUUCGCUGGAAACUCUCCUUUGAAUAAGGAUUGCUCGAGGAACGAUGAACAAAGAAAUCGAAAGAUCGAAGGAAAUUCUCGGAAGAAACCUUCGAAGAUGGAUUACCUGAACGAUCAUCUAUGGACUGAACUUGAUGACACUGAUGAUUAUCCUUUUUACGAUCCCAUAGAUUUCAUCGAAGACUCAAGGCCCUGGAAUGAUCCAAUGGAAGUAGCUUUGGAAGACUCUACCGAACUGUCGGAAGAGCAAAUCUACGAACCUUUGAAAAAUAAUGAGUUUGACAAUGAGGACGAAUCUAGAAUAAUAGGAAUUGAGUCAAACGAAGAUCACGAAGCUCAGGAUGACUAUUACGAACCAAAUAAUUUUCCAAGGAACCAUAGACUCGUAUAUGGCCCUUUGACCGAACCUGAUGCAUUUAUUAUGAAAACCUAUGGGUCUGGAAAAAAUAACAGAGCUGGUAAUGAGAAGGAGUUUAGGGUCGUAGGAAGCCAAUCAAACAGAGUUCAGAGAGUACAAGGCGAUAAAAGUAGAUUAAAAGGAACGGAUGAUUACUAUGAAUGUACUGAUUUUCCUAAAAACCAUAGACCUACAUAUGGCCCUUUAAUCGUACCAGACGCAACCGUUCUUCGAUAUACUUUGACUAGACAGCCAUCCAAUAAAAGGAAGAAUUACGCAAAUGAAAAAGCUUCUUCUGAUUACUACUUAUGGUCUAUUCUGAAAGGAUUCGAUUUCCCGAUCGAGGCUGAUCAUCCUAGAAAUAAAAAACUUAAAAGGGAAAGCAAAGAUUUGCACGCUGUACUCGAUCAAGAAAUGAUUAACGAAGACGACGCGAACUCGAAAAAUUGCAACUGCAGAGUCAUCAGACACUCGAAAGGUCGAUCGAAGAGAGAAGCUAUCGAGUCAAUGGAAUCUGAAAUAGAACAAAUCCCAAUGGAGGCGAGCGUGGGUUUUAGAAAAGACAUAGUUAAAUCAGGUGUACGCGAGGAUGCAGACGUAGAGGUGUUCUCAGAAAUCAGAGAGGAGCUUUUAGAGAAAAUAAAAUCGCAAGCCGAACCUUCAAAGCCGAAGAUUGGUCGAGAUACAAAGACACCGUUACAAAUUGAAGCUAGCACAGAGCAUUUCAAUGCAAAUACAGCUUCAUCGAUCCUACGCGAUGAUUCGGACAAAGAAGAAUUUUCAGAAUUCAAAGACUCGCCUAUAGAAAAUGCAGAAUCGUCAAAUGAAUCUGCGAGCAAGAAAAUCGCACAAGAUAGAGAAGAGGCGUCAUCGGAAAUUGAGAAAGAGGAAAAUAUUGGGCCGAAGUUUGAGUCAAAUAUUCCCUCUCUGCAGAGCAGAUCAGAUCUUAAAUUUUAUUCUCAAAUCCUACCUACUGAUCAAUCGACAAUUUUAGACUCGAAAGAACAGACGAGCUCAACCGGAUCUUUGGAAACAUUGAAACACGACGAGAAAGUGUUUUUUCAUGGACAAUCCGAUAAAAAGAAUGAAGAGAACACAUCGACUUCUACUACAAGGUAUACUGCGGUUGAUCAAAGAUAUUCUACGCCCGAUCAAGGAUAUUCUACGCCCUUCGUCGUUGAAGAGUUUGCAAAGGAAAAGGGAGAAACUGAGGAGGCUGAAGAAGCUGAGACUCGGAAGGUAGAGAGUUUAAGCACGACAGUCAAGACGGCCACUUUAUCAGAGGAAACUAUCGAGGAAGAAUCUGAAAACAAUUACGAUAACGGCAACGCUGUCGGAGCAAGCUCGAAACGAGAGGUUAAACUGGAGCAAGUUCCCCAUGAAAAAGUGAGACUCGCAAACCGACCUCGCUUACCUAAACAAAGUAAGAAGCAAACGAAAUUAAAUGUUUCUAAGCCUCAAGAAUCUAAACUAUGGAAGAGAAUAAGAACACUGAAGGCGAUAAGGGAUCUGUUUCGUAAAUUGAAAGAGUCGGGCACUAUAUCUGUCCCAAGGUUGAGACCGUCUAAGUAUGAGGAGCAACGAAGAAAUCGAACGGAACGGCUUAAACAAUUACGAAAGAAAUUAAGUGACAAAGUACAAUUGACGUUAAAGAAAUACGAAAAAGGUGACGACGAUAUGGUAGAAAAGGAAAAGAGCGAACAGAAGAGAAGUCUGAGAAGGAGAGAGGUUUGGGAGACGGUCAGAACCAGCGAAGAUUUUGCAGAUAUGAUCGAUCGCGAGAGAUUAGCGUAUAUAUUAAUGUACCCGCCAAUGAAACACGAUUUGAAAAGAGAAGCCAGUACGAGCGACGAGGUGGAAACGAUAGAAGUACCAGUAACUGAGAUUAUCAGAGCGAAAAAUGUCAGACAAAGAGUUUUUACUCCCGAUAAUCGAAGAAACUUUCGCGACACUACGAUUAUAGAACAUCCUAAUCCUGAUAAAUUAAAAGAGAAGAUCAUACAAUUGACUAAUUUAUAUCAGAGUAAAAUAUCAAGAGGAGGAAGAUCUGAUGAAAAUAAGGGGAAUGAUAAGGUUUAUUUUGCUCUGGUGGAAGACGUACAAAGACCACGAAUAUUUUAUUACGAGGAAGAUCCGGAAAAUGAAGGGAAGAGGAAUAUGCGGGCACUGUCGUCGCGUCCCUUCUACAAUAGCAAGUACAGGCACAAUCGACUGAUACAGAAACCUCACCGGGAAAGUCUUAAAGCCGCUCAAUAUACUAAGGAAGAAUCAGAUGAAUUCCCCGGGGGCAAAGAAAUAUACAUAAUCGAUCCCUCCGAGUACAAAGGAGGGCAUCCUUCGUUGCAGUUGUACAGUCCAUCGACGUCGAGAAUCAAUUCACGGGUAAAGAUCGCUCCGAAAAAUAAGUACGAAGUCAGUUGGGAUCCUAUCUCGAGCUCCGAGCCUUACAGAAUUCGUCAAACAACUGACAAACGCGAAGGAAGAAUGCCAAGUGAAAAUUCUCAAGAGCCGUCGAAGAGCGCUGAAAAACUUUUACAAAUUUUGAUCGAAAAUCUCGACUCGGAGACUACUGACAAACUUUUUAAGAAAUUAACAGGACGCAGUGUAGCGGACGAUAAAGGCGAACAUUUCACCAAUUCGAUUUCAAAAUCGAAAAAAGAAACCGGAAGAAGACAAUCAGAGGAAGAUGAGCAGCUCGAGAUAAUUUUUGAAAGCAAGGAGAAUUCUAAGGAAAGCGUGUCUAUGGAUGAUAAUACGCAAGGCGCCAAGAGACGGAGGAAAAACUAUCGAGAUGUUUCGCAAGAAAAACUAUCGAAAGAAAGUGUAGAAAAGGAUGAAGAGUCCGAAAAAAUUUCUGAAAGUAGGGAGAAUUCUAAGGAAAGUGUGUCUUUGGAUGAUGAUACACAAGGUAGCAGGAGACAGAGGGAAAACUAUCGAGAUGUUUCGGAAGAAAAUGUGGAAGAAGAUGAGAAAUUCCACAACAUUCCUGAAAGUAGGGAGAAUUCUAAGGAGAGUGUGUCUUUGGAUGAUAAUACACAAGGCAGCAGGAGACAGAGGGAAAACUAUCGGGAUGUUUCGGCAGAAAAUGUGGAAGAAGAUGAGAAGUUCGACAACAUUCCUGAAAGUAGAGAGAAUUCUAAGGAAAGUGUGUCUUUGGAUGAUAAUACACAAGGCAGCAGGAGACAGAGGGAAAACUAUCGAGAUGUUUCGGAAGAAAAACUAUCGGAAGAAAAUGUCGAUGAGGAUAAAGUAGACGAAGAGUUCGAAAAAGUUUCUGAAAGUAGAGAGGACUCUAAUCAAAGUAUAUCUUUGGAUGAUGAUACACAAGGCAGCGGGAGACAGAGGGGAAACUACGGAGAUGUUUCGAAGGAAAAACUGUCGGAAGAAAAUUUGGACGAAGGUAAAGAAAAUGAGGAGUUCGAAAAUAUUUCUGUAGGUAGAAAGAAUUCUAAGGAAAACGUGUCUUUGGACGAUGAUACACAAAACAGCAGAAGACAGGGGGAAAACUAUGAAGAUGUUUCGGAGGAAGAAAUACAAACUGAAAGAGAGGAUGUUUCUGAAACGCUGAUUCCUGAAGAAAAUGCCACAAACGCUAAUAUUUCUGAAGGAGAUUCAGAAGAAGAAGCAACGCACAUACGAAUACGGAGAAAUGCGAAUACUAGAUCAAAAGAAGAAUAUUUGAAGUCUGUGCCUUCGAUUUUAAUGCGUAAAAUAUCGAAAGCAAGCCAGAAGACUGAAUUGGAUAACUAUUUACAUGUAAAACAGAGUCCAGGAAAGAUCUCUGGUGAAAAUCCAUCUAAACUGAGAAUUGAAAAAGCGAAAGAACGUUUCAACGUAGUCCCUGAUAAAAAAUUCUACGGUAAAGCGGUAGCAAAUAUAAAGAAACAGAUUUAUUUAACGAAAAGAAGCAAUAACGAUGAAUUUAAAAAAUAUCGAUAUUUUCCUAAAAAUCUGAAAAUUACAAGUACUUUGCCAUCGAGGUCAUAUAAUUCCUUUACUAAGAAAAACUCUGUCGAUCCGUAUAGAAAACUAUUUGAAGACUACCAAAAUGAGUCAGACUUCAUAGAGAAAGGAUCAGAAUUAAGAAAAAACAAAAAACGUUCAGUCGAUGCUUCGUACAAGGAUGGAAAUGUAUCCAACGUGCAAGAACUUGACAAUGAAAAGAAAAAUGAAAGGAAUAAGAAAAGUAACAAGGAGGUGGAUUUAAAAGAGGAAUCACUUUCUAAUAAACGUGAAGUAUUAAUGGUGCUGCCGUGGGUAAAAAGGUUCAGCAGACCGCGGAGAGAAACGAUAGAUCAAGAGAAGAUCGGCAAGAAUAAUAAAGCGGAUAAGGUACAACCAUUUGUAUUGCAACAUCUAGACGGAUCCUACAACCCAAAGAACCCGAUAUCCGGUCAAAUCGAUGACGUCGAAAAAUCGCUGAUUCAGAAGAUACCACUUGAAAAAUUUACGGCAAAAGGGAAUAUUAACAGGAGGAAAAAUAUAAAAAGAAAUAAAAAAGACGAUGAUGGAUUGUCAUCGCUUCUACAGAAAAGCAUACCAAAGUUAGGGAACGUUGUGGUCAAUGGGUUAAAUAAAGCAGAGAAUUUUACUGGAUCGGUGGAACAGUUAAUUUUGAAUCUGGAUGAGAAGUAUAACAAAACGCUGAAAGACGAACCACGAGGCAAUUCUACAAUGUCAGUUGACCCUGAUCAGAGUAUUUUUCACAAUGCGAUAGUGAACGUGAAGAAGUUUUUUAUAUUACUUAAUGGUAUCACUAAUAUUCUUCGAGAUAUCCAUAAUCCGUAAUAAUAUAUUUUUUCAUUAUUAAACGCUACGUAAUUUAUAAGAUAUAUAUCCUGAUUUUCUAUCCACGCUAUUUUUGUAACUUAAUUUUUUAAUAUUUUAAUAUCUUUGAUCAAAUAAAGAUCAC
Bombus huntii is the source of this 7923-nucleotide messenger RNA. RefSeq lists its product as uncharacterized. The record is from RefSeq and is a predicted model, not a curated record. The transcript has 11 exons. NCBI's taxonomy places the organism in Eukaryota, Metazoa, Arthropoda, Insecta, Hymenoptera, Apidae. The coding region runs from base 336 to 7799 and encodes 2487 amino acids. Gene Ontology annotation, cellular component: extracellular matrix.